AUGCAGAUCGUACGAAAAGCCGUAUAUACUCCUUACGAGAACGAGAGUGGGAGGGUUUGGCUCAAAUUUGGAGGACGCACCAUCAACUUUAUUAUGACCAACGAGAAGCAAGAUAAGAAUAAUGCCAUUCCAGGCUCAGAGCCACUUAAAGGGCCAUUCAAAAAGAGCUUGUGGGCUGGAUUUGGCACGAAGAAAUUCAAGCAGGAGAAAGUAGAAGACAAGGAAGAUACGCACAAAAUGAGCGAGAUGGAUGAUAAAGGCCUUGAUAUGAAGUGA
Molecule: messenger RNA, 276 nt
Organism: Botrytis deweyae
Lineage: Eukaryota; Fungi; Ascomycota; Leotiomycetes; Helotiales; Sclerotiniaceae
Exons: 2
Coding region: 1-276 (91 amino acids)
Source: RefSeq, a predicted model, not a curated record